UACCGAGAGAAACAAAAACCCUAAUCUAGAGGGGAAGAUUUAAGAGCAAGUCAAGCUUGGGUUUGAUUCAUCUCAAUUUGGGAGAGAAGUACAGAAGUGCAGAGGAGUAGUGUCGAUUUUCUUGACUUUGAUUUGGUGGAGAGAGGAGCGGUAAAGGAAAAAAGGAGUCAAGAUGAGGAUUAUGAUAAAGGGAGGUGUGUGGAAGAACACGGAGGAUGAGAUUUUGAAGGCUGCGGUUAUGAAAUAUGGCAAAAAUCAGUGGGCUCGAAUCUCUUCCCUACUUGUUCGCAAGUCGGCCAAGCAGUGCAAGGCUCGCUGGUACGAGUGGCUUGACCCCUCCAUUAAGAAGACCGAGUGGACGAGAGAGGAGGAUGAGAAACUUCUUCAUCUUGCCAAGCUCAUGCCUACACAGUGGAGGACAAUAGCACCAAUUGUUGGCCGUACUCCAUCACAGUGUCUUGAAAGGUAUGAGAAACUCCUUGAUGCGGCCUGUGCAAAAGAUGAGAACUAUGAGCCGGGUGAUGACCCAAGGAAAUUGCGCCCUGGAGAGAUUGACCCUAACCCUGAGUCAAAACCUGCACGUCCAGAUCCAGUUGAUAUGGAUGAGGAUGAGAAAGAAAUGCUUUCUGAAGCUCGAGCUCGAUUAGCCAACACUAGGGGGAAGAAGGCAAAGAGGAAAGCUAGGGAGAAGCAGCUUGAGGAGGCCAGGAGGCUUGCUUCUUUGCAGAAAAGAAGAGAACUUAAGGCUGCUGGAAUUGACACUAGGCAACGCAAGAGGAAAAGGAGGGGAAUUGAUUACAAUGCAGAAAUCCCAUUUGAGAAGAGGCCUCCCCCCGGCUUCUUUGAUGUUACCAAUGAGGAUAGGCCUGUGGAGCAGGUCAAGUUCCCAACUACUAUUGAAGAGCUUGAAGGAAAAAGAAGAGUUGAUAUAGAGACCCAGCUGAGAAAGCAGGACAUUGCAAAGAAUAAAAUAGCUCAGAGGCAGGAUGCUCCGUCAGCUAUAUUGCAGGCCAACAAGAUGAAUGAUCCGGAAACAGUCAGGAGGAGAUCAAGGCUUAUGCUUCCAGCACCUCAGAUUUCUGAUCAUGAACUGGAAGAGAUUGCAAAGAUGGGCUAUGCUAGUGAUCUUCUUGCGGGGAGUGAGGAACUAACCGAAGGCAGUGGUGCAACACGUGCUCUUCUUGCAAAUUAUUCUCAGACGCCAAGGCAGGGGAUGACACCAUUACGAACCCCACAAAGAACACCUGCCAGUAAGGGUGAUGCUAUUAUGAUGGAAGCUGAAAAUCUUGCCAGGUUGAGAGAGUCUCAAACACCAUUGUUAGGAGGAGAUAAUCCAGAGUUGCACCCUUCAGAUUUUUCAGGGGUUACUCCUAAGAAAAGAGAGAUCCACACACCAAACCCAAUGCUCACUCCUUCAAUGACUCCUGGAGUUGCUGGUCAAACCCCUAGAAUCAGCAUGACACCAUCAAGAGAUGGCUAUUCUUUUGGAAUGACACCAAAAGGAACUCCAAUUAGGGAUGAGCUCCACAUAAACGAAGAUUUGGAUAUGCAGGACAGUGCUAAACUUGAGCAGAGAAGACAAGCUGAUCUGAGAAGGAACCUGCGGUCUGGACUUGGUAGUCUUCCACAGCCCAAGAAUGAGUACCAGAUAGUUAUCCAACCCCCUCCAGAAGAUAAUGAUGAAGAACCAGAGCAGAGGAUUGAAGAAGACAUGUCUGAUAGGCUAGCCAGAGAGAAGGCUGAGGAAGAAGCACAGCAGCAGGCAUUACUACGGAAAAGAUCAAAAGUGCUGCAGAGGGAGCUCCCCAGACCACCUGCUGCAUCAUUGGAGCUUAUUAGAGAUUCUCUGAUAAGAACUGAUGUGGAAAAGAGUUCUUUUGUUCCUCCUACUUCAAUUGAGCAGGCUGAUGAAAUGAUAAGAAAGGAGCUUCUGGCCUUGCUGGAACAUGACAAUGCCAAGUAUCCACUUGAGGAAAGACCAAGUAAAGGGAAAAAGAAAGGAGUCAAGCGCUCCACAAAUGAAUCUGUCCCUGUCAUAGAGGAUUUUGAAGAAGAUGAAGUUAAAGAGGCCGAUUCUUUGAUAAGAGAGGAGGCUGAGUAUCUUCGUGUGGCAAUGGGGCAUGAAGUUGAAACACUUGAUGAUUUUGUUGAAUCACAUAAUACCUGCCUAAAUGAUCUUAUGUACUUCCCUACUCGUAAUGCAUAUGGUCUCUCUAGUGUUGCUAACAAUAUGGAGAAACUUGCAGCACUCCAGACUGAGUAUGAUAAUGUGAAGAAGAAGAUGGAUGGUGACAAGGUGAAGGCAGAAAGCCUUGAGAAGAAGUUCAAUGUUCUCACACAGGGUUAUGAGGACCCAGAGAUUUGAUCUACACUUUGAGGAACCCAAAGUCCAGGGUAUAGAGUACUGACUUCUACUAUCAAUUUGUGAAAUCCACGUGUUUGUUAGGUUACUUCUUAGUAGUUAGUUUGUGCUCCAGGACUUCUGCAGUUAUAAUGCGAACUUCUCUUUUGCUUUCUCUUACCCCAUUGGUCCAUCUGGUUUUGAUGUAUGCAGCAAGAAAUAGCUAUUCCCUUCAAAACUUCCAUACCAUUUCUAGGUUUGAACUUGGACAUCAAACUAAGUUGUUUUAAUGUUUUAUGGCCAAAACCAUUCUGGUUUCUCUCAAGGGAUUUUUCUAGUACCACUUUGUGUAUGGGAAUGUUAAAAACUUUUAGAUUUUGAUGAUUUGCAAGCACAGGUCAUAAAUUCCAAAUAUUUAACCAUUGAUGAUUGAAGUAUUUUGUAUGGAACACAUGUUGAUUACAAUGUCUAAUACAGUGAAUAAUGGAAUUCUUUAGAUUUCAUCCAUUUUAUUAGUUGUAUAUUUGCUUCUUUUUAUGGCACUUCUUUAUGACUGAACUUCAUAGUUUUUUAACUUAUUGAUACUUUGGAUUAUCAGAGACGGGCUGCGACCCUGUGGCGUCAAAUUGAGGCAACCUUUAAGCAGAUGGGCACUGCAGGAACUGAACUGGAAUGUUUUCAAGCAUUGCAAAAGCAAGAGAAGCUGGCAGCCAAACACAGAAUAAAUGAUCUCUGG
Messenger RNA from Rubroshorea leprosula, 3077 nucleotides. The record is from the annotation of a GenBank genome assembly. NCBI's taxonomy places the organism in Eukaryota, Viridiplantae, Streptophyta, Magnoliopsida, Malvales, Dipterocarpaceae.